UCCACCGACGAAGAAAGGUUAAUUGUGGUGUUGCUGGAUCUGCAUUCUGCACGAUUUCACAGAUAUCUUGUAAAAUUAAAUCACCAUGGCUUUUCAAUGUCAAAGGGACUGCUACAUGCAGGAGUUUACCACGUCUGUGGUGUCAUGCACGGAAGCAGAGCUGCAACUGGAAAACAACGGGAAGAAGAGCAAAGUAAAGGGCUACAAUGUGAAGCUGAAAGACACCAUCCUCUUCCCAGAAGGAGGGGGCCAGCCUGAUGAUCGGGGGACCAUCGGUGGUGUGCCGGUGCUGCGCGUGUUGAGGCAGGCUGCAGAUGCACUGCACUUCGUGCCCUCUCCUCUGGAGGAAGGCCAGGAGGUCCAGCUGAGAGUGGACUGGGAGAGGAGGUUCGAUCAUAUGCAGCAGCACUCAGGACAACAUCUGGUCACAGCACUUGCAGAUACCAUGUUUGGAUACAAGACCACGUCAUGGGAUCUGGGUCGGCAGCGUAGCAGCAUAGAGCUGGACACGCCUGCCGUGAAGCCGGGAGAGAUGGAGGCCCUGGAGGCGGCGGUCAACCAGAAGAUCCGAGAGCAGGUCCCCGUCACCGUCCAGCUGCUCUCCAUCGAUGACCCAGCUGUGGAGAAGGUGAGGAGUCGCGGUCUCCCAGACGACGCGGCUGGGCCAAUCAGAAUCAUCGACAUUGAAGGGGUGGAUGCCAACAUGUGCUGUGGAACCCACGUGUCCAAUCUCAGUCACCUACAGGUGAUUAAGAUCUUGGGAACAGAGAAAGGGAAGAAAAACAAAACCAACUUGAUUUUCUUGGCUGGCAAUCGGGUCCUGAAGUAUGCCGAGAGGAGCUUCAGCACAGAGAAAUCACUGGUGGGACUGCUAAAGACAGGAGCUGAGGAGCAUGUGGAGGCUGUGGACAAACUGCAGAAGACUGUCAAACGCCUCCAGAAGAGUAACCUGACUAUUCUCAGAGACAUGGCAGUUCUCAUUGCACAAAACUUCAAGAGCAAUCCGGAAAGGGGCAAUAUUUUCAGUUUGCACAAUAAGGAUGGCGAUAAUGAGUUCAUGAACAUCAUUGCCAAUGAAAUUGGCUUUGAGAACACCCUCAUCUUCCUGACUGUGGGCGAGGAGAAGGGAGCCGGAAUGUUCCUUCUGGCUGGCCCCGCCUCCAUCAUAGAUGGCCUGAGCAAACCGGUGAUGGAUCUCCUGCAGGGUAAGGGGGCUGGCAAGAACGGGCGGCUGCAAGGGAAGGCUGGAUCCCUGGCCAAGAGGGCCGAGGUGGAGGCCCUCGUCCGGGAGCACUUCUGCAACGCCAGGAGCGGCUAGCACUGCAGCGGACAACACACAGAAGAGGGGGAGGAGAGGAAGAAGGGAUGAGGAGGAGAGGAAGCAGGAAGAGAAGAUGAGGAGGAGACCAGAAGCCUUGCCAGAAGCAGAUAGGAGUGGAUGAUGCAAAGGAGGAAGAGGCGGAGGAGAAGAAGAAGGAAUGAGAUGUUGAAGAGUUGAGGAAGAUGUAAAGUUACCAUGAUGCAGGACUACUAUAGAAAUGCCAGGAGUGUAUAGGAGUGGACAACAGACCCAUGACGAAGAGGAAGAGAGGAAUAAGAAAGAGGUGAGGGGUUGCUAGGAUACCAACUGGGAGGAGUGAGGGAACAUCAUGCAAAGGAGGAAGGAGAGGAGGAUGAGGAUGGUUAGAGGGAAGAUAGGAGGGAGAGGAGGAUACGGAUGGUUAGAUGGAAGGGAAGAGGGAGAGGAGGAUUGAUGCCAGGAGGACUGGAAAUAGGAGGAAAUAGGAGUUGGAGGAUAUGUAAACAAGGGAAAAACAGAAGUACGGAUUAAAAAAAAAUGUGUGGAUGAAACAUGGACGAACUACUGGUAUUACCAGCUGCGUCCCCAAUGACCACACACACACACACACACACACACACACACACACACACACACACACACACACACACACACACACACACACACACACACACACACACUUUGACUUUGCACCAAACACCCCCUCAGGGAAACAAAUCGCUUUUGAUCUGCUUAUUAGAAGAUAUACACACAUUCUUGAUUUCAUUUUUGUAAAUCCUUGCACCAUCAGUAGUAUUGAUCAUUUGAAAAACAUUGACUGACUUAAGCUGUUAAACUGUAAAAAUAAUUAAUGUUAUGGAAUGUAACACAUUUACAUGAUGAUGUUCAACUGUACAUACUGAUUAUUAAAAACUUAAUGGAGAUUUUA
Molecule: messenger RNA, 2228 nt
Organism: Engraulis encrasicolus (European anchovy)
Lineage: Eukaryota; Metazoa; Chordata; Actinopteri; Clupeiformes; Engraulidae
Gene: aarsd1
Product: alanyl-tRNA synthetase domain containing 1
Exons: 12
Coding region: 86-1318 (410 amino acids)
Biological process (GO): regulation of translational fidelity; tRNA aminoacylation
Molecular function (GO): ATP binding; aminoacyl-tRNA ligase activity; Ser-tRNA(Ala) deacylase activity
Source: RefSeq, a predicted model, not a curated record